AUGUCGACUGCAGCCACUAAGUUCUCAUCUGAAGGUCUACAAGUGGUUGUAUUUUUGGUUUUGUCUCUAGGUCUCUGCCUUACCACCCAUUGCCUUUCGCGCUCAGUUGCUACUGCUAAGCUGACGGCAGGUUCCAAGAUAUCCUGCGCCAGGUUGUUUUUAUUGUUAGUGUUCGCAAGUUCGUGGCUUUUCGUAUUCAUUAAUCAACUCCUGAUUUUUGGGAUCACCCUCCAGUUCAACGAUACCACUUGCAAGGCCGCUGCACAUGUAUGUGCGGUUCUUUAUGGCGUUAGCAAAGCCUUUAUGUACCUCUUCCUUGCCGAGAAAGUGCACACUGUGUGGUCUACCGUCAACAGACGAAGGUUUUGCUCACCGCAGUACAAAAUAUGUUUCCUUUCCUUACUGUUGUAUGCCCUGCCCGCAGUAGCAUUGCUGUCAAACACCUUGCACAAGAUUCGCGUAAAUGAUGGAGUUUGUGUACUCGAACUUGUCCAUUAUGCAGCGUACUACCUCGUUGCUUAUGAUAUUUAUGUCACUACAUUGUUCACUGCGCUUUUUCUUUGGCCGCUUCUCGACCCUUCAAGAAGGAAUCCGCUUAUAAGAAGAAUAGCAUUACGAACUCUGUGUGCAUCUAUCAUCGCACUUACUAGUUCGACAGCGAACGCUGUCAUGUUUGUUCUCCUUAAAAAUACCGAAGUAGGAUGGGUCUGUUUCAUUACUUGCGCUAUCGAUGUAAUAGUCAACUCGGUUACACUAUUUUGGGUCUCCCAUUAUGGUUUGCAACAUGACGAGCAUGCGCGUGCUUGCUCAAGGUCGCAAUCGGACGACGAAUCAAUCAGAUUUAAGUCAUUUAUCACCACGCAGAAUUCGAAUAACUUGGAAUCGAAAUCGUCCGACGUUGCCGCUGAAAUGACAGCGUCAGAACUACCCUUGGUACCUUUACGACCAUUAGAAGUUCCCAUUAUCGACGUCAAUGGAAAUCAGCCGCAGAUUGGUCACAUUAUCCAUCACGAUAAAGAUUCCAAGGACGAAGAGUUCAAUCACCAUGCUUCUGACUUUUCACCGGUUUCUGGAAGUACCGAUCCUGAGGCGGCGAUUGUGGCAAUUCGCACUGGCUCAGUGUAUGUGGAUGUGGAUGCGGACGAGAUAGACUCAUUCACAGGUCCUGAAUCGGUAGUUUUCGCAUCGAUGCCUCCAGUGACCCAAACCAAUCAUCGUGACCACACGCGUAAUCGGUCCUUGAGUUCAAGCAUAAGUUCGGUCAGCCUCCCGGUGCUCAUAGUGCGAGGUCGCGUUCCAGAUACGGGACCUUCAGCAAUAUUGUCUAGGAAACUGUAA
Lentinula edodes (shiitake mushroom) is the source of this 1338-nucleotide messenger RNA. RefSeq lists its product as uncharacterized. NCBI's taxonomy places the organism in Eukaryota, Fungi, Basidiomycota, Agaricomycetes, Agaricales, Omphalotaceae. The record is from RefSeq and is a predicted model, not a curated record. The transcript has 8 exons. The coding region runs from base 1 to 1338 and encodes 445 amino acids.